CUCCCUCACCGUAGUCAACUCGAUCCUCCCUCCUCUCGAACAGCGAAAAUGGAGAGAGAAGAAGCGGAGAUAGUAACAGAAAACGGAGACGCAGAGGCAAAAAAGGGCUUCUCCGACGGUUCGAUUUGUGGGUUCGAAUCUCUUCAUCGUCUCCUCCAAUCUUCUCUCAGUCCCCAACUUUUCCAGGAAGUUAGCCGCAUGCUUCUCGGGAUGAAUUGUGGAAGGCCACUUGAAACCGUUAGUCUCCCAGAUCCUGCCAAAGCUCUAUCUUCAACACAUGAUUUUGAUCUUCAGGCAUUUAGCUUUCGUGCUGACAACGAGUCGUUGAGAGCACCUCGAAUAGUCAGGGUUGGUCUUAUUCAGAACUCUAUUUCUCUUCCAACAACUGCUCCAUUUUUGGAUCAGAAGAGGGCCAUUUUUCAGAAAUUGGCACCAAUCAUUGAUGCUGCAGGCACUUCAGGAGUCAAUAUAUUAUGCUUGCAAGAGGCGUGGACGAUGCCAUUUGCAUUUUGUACUCGUGAGAAGAAAUGGUGUGAAUUUGCAGAGCCCGUUGAUGGAGAAUCUACACAGUUUAUUCAGGAUUUUGCACUGAAAUAUAACAUGGUUAUAAUAAGCCCAAUUCUUGAGAGAGAUGUGAAGCAUGGAGAGACACUCUGGAAUACCGCUGUAAUUAUUGGAAAUCAUGGUAAUAUACUUGGCAAGCAUCGGAAGAAUCAUAUACCUAGAGUUGGGGACUUCAAUGAGAGUACAUACUAUAUGGAAGGAAACACUGGGCAUCCCGUGUUUGAGACAGCUUUUGGAAAGAUUGCUGUUAACAUUUGUUAUGGAAGGCACCAUCCUCUGAACUGGUUAGCUUUUGGCUUAAAUGGUGCUGAGAUUGUUUUCAAUCCAUCUGCUACUGUUGGUGAACUCAGCGAACCUAUGUGGCCCAUAGAGGCUCGUAAUGCUGCAAUAGCAAAUAGUUACUUUAUUGGGUCAAUCAAUCGUGUUGGGACAGAGAUCUUCCCCAAUCCAUUCACUUCAGGAGAUGGAAAGCCACAACAUACUGAUUUUGGGCAUUUCUAUGGUUCAAGCCACUUUUCAGCACCAGAUGCAUCAUGUACACCGUCUCUAUCCCGCUUCAAAGAUGGGUUAAUGAUAUCAGACAUGGAUCUCAACCUCUGUAGGCAACUAAAGGACAAGUGGGGAUUCCGAAUGACUGCUCGAUAUGAGUUGUAUGCAGAGAUGCUUGCUAAUUAUAUGAAGCCAGAUUUUGAGCCCCAAGUCGUUACUGAUCCCUUGUUACAUAAGAUCCCUUAAUUUCGAUUGCCAUUGUAAAUUUGCAGCUGAAAUAAGUUAAGAAAAAUGCGAUUGUAUGUCAAUGAUCUUUAAAUCAAUGGAAACUGAGCUUGCUUUGUUAUUUGUGGUUGAUGGUUAAUGAACUACCAAGGAAGAUAUGUUUAGAGAUUGAAGCUUUUUAUAAGUUCUUCG
Ilex paraguariensis (yerba mate) is the source of this 1470-nucleotide messenger RNA. Lineage: Eukaryota; Viridiplantae; Streptophyta; Magnoliopsida; Aquifoliales; Aquifoliaceae. The record is from the annotation of a GenBank genome assembly.